AUGACGAAGACCGUCGUCAUUGACUGCAGGACGCACAUGCUGGGCCGCCUGGCCAGCGUAAUCGCCAAGCAGCUCCUGAGCGGUCAGCACAUCGUGGCCGUCAGCUGCGAGAACAUCACCCUCUCCGGCGGCAUGGUGCGCCAGAAGGCCAAGUACGAGCGCUUCCUGAACAAGCGGUCCGUCUCCAACCCCCGGCACGGCGCCGUCAAGUUCAGGGCGCCCUCCCGCAUCCUGUGGCGCACCGUGCGCGGCAUGGUGCCGCACAAGACCGCCCGCGGCGCGGCCGCGCUGGCCCGCCUGAAGGUGUUCGAGGGCAUCCCCACCCCCUAUGACAAGGUCAAGCGCGUGGUGAUCCCCGACGCGCUCAAGGUCCUGCGCCUGCAGCACGGCCACAGGAACGUGGCGCUGGGCGAUAUUGCCACCUCCAUCGGCUGGAAGCACCAGGAGACCGUGAAGGAGCUGGAGCACAAGCGCAAAAUCAAGUCCGCCGCCCGCUACGUCGCCAAGAAGAAGCUGGCGGCGCUGCGCGCCAAGGCCGAGGCCUCCGUGCAGUGA
Molecule: messenger RNA, 555 nt
Organism: Auxenochlorella protothecoides
Lineage: Eukaryota; Viridiplantae; Chlorophyta; Trebouxiophyceae; Chlorellales; Chlorellaceae
Product: 60S ribosomal protein L13a-1
Exons: 3
Coding region: 1-555 (184 amino acids)
Biological process (GO): translation; negative regulation of translation
Cellular component (GO): ribosome; cytosolic large ribosomal subunit
Molecular function (GO): mRNA binding; structural constituent of ribosome
Source: RefSeq, a predicted model, not a curated record